AUGGUGAUGCUCAGCUCCGACCUCCUCCUCCCCAUCCUCCUCCUCGUCCGCAUCCCGGGGGACUGUCGGGAGACGAGCGAGGAGGAAUCACCGAAGACGGAAUGCUGCCCAGGCCAGGAAAGUCAUGCGGUGUAUGACCCAGAGACGGGAAGGGCCCGUUGCCUGGGCAAUAGCUCUCGACCUCUCCUGCCAGACUGCGAAUCGAAGCUCAAUUUCUCUCUAUUGCCAUCCGCUGAAUCAUACCGUGACCCCAACUUUCCCUGCAACGCCAGCGCGAACCGCUCCUUCGGUUCGUAUUGCCACGACGACUUCGUGGUCAGGCACGAGGACACCCCCGUCAAAGCCGAGAUAUUUUGCGCCUCUCCGGUUCUCGCCCAGUAUCAAGCGAGGAAAAUCAUCUUCCCGAAAUGCUGUCCACGGGGAAAAGGCUUCGAUCUGGCUCAGAACAAAUGCGUCUCGCACUCCCUUCCUUUGACACUUCCUUCGUCACAUUCCGUGGUAGGAGAGACACGAAAUCAGUGCAAAGACGAUUGUGAACUCCUCGUCGACGACUUGUCAUCCAACCCCUGCCUCAAGUAUUACUUGUCUCCGGAAGAAAAUCCUUGGGAUUAUUACGAGUUCCGCGAAACAGGGCAACUGUAUGUCCCAGCAACGAAUGCCACGUACUCGAACGGGGAAUUUUGCCUCGACCGUGGGCGGAUCCCUAAUGGCUCCUGGGUCCAGCUGGCUAAGGUUUGCGACCCAGAAGAUAGGAAGGUCGAUCGAGAAUGUGAAGACAACGUUUGUGUCCAAAAAUGCUGCUCCGUGAUGGAUGUGUUAGACGUUUCGGAAGGGAGACCCGAAUGCAGGCCGGUUGAGACUUUUUACUUGACAGACAGAACUCUUCUCAGUCCCUUCCUAUCCUCUCAUGCCACGAAUAACGACAAUAAAACCAUCACGAUUCACCCAAAAUGUGAUGGAAACGACACGAGACGAAUCCUGCAGCCCCCGAUCAGCGCCAAGGACCCCAAAGCUCGUUAUUACUUGACCCAGUCCUGGGGCUUGCACUUCGAGGAAACCCGAUAUUGCAUCGACGAAACGCGGAACGGCAGCGAUCCGACGAGCCCCCAGUUCCUCGUCUGCUUCAAAGCGACCCAAGAGGACGAAGACCUCUCAGCCAUGAGCGAAACGAUGUUCCUCGCCCAUUCCGUGCUUCUCAUCGUGCUGGCCGCUUUCUUGCUCCUCACCAUCCUCUUCUACCUGGUUUCGCACGGGAGAAAGGGCAUUUCCGAGACGUGCCUCCUAUCCUACGUCGGCUGCCUUUUGGUCGCCUGCGUUGCCCUCUUGGUCGGCCAGUUCGGCGCUCGCUACGGGAUCCCCACCUCACUAUGCUUCUCCUCCGUCGGUCUCAGUCGGUCUCAGUCGGUCCAACUGACAUUUCUCCGUCUUGCCCUUCCAGCCCUUUUCACCUUCUACUGCAGCAUCGCAGCGUUCUCCUGGCUCAACAUCAUGAGCUUCGACCUCUGGUUGAACGUGGCCAACCCAUUCUCGUCCUUCAGGAGCGCGAUGAUGCCUUCAGAGAGGAAUAGGAUGCAGAAGAAGAAGUGGAUCCAUUACAGCCUUUAUGCGUUUGGGGUGCCGCUGUGCGUCGUCGCGGUCGCGUGCGUCGUGGAAUUCGCGCCGGGCGUUCCGCCCGGCGUCAUCAGGACGGGAUUGGCUCCCAACCCGCAAUGCUGGCUCAAAGAUCGCGAUGGGACCAUCUUAUACUACUAUGGGCCGAUCGCCUUGCUCCUCGUGGCCAAUAUCAUCUUCUUUGCCCUCACGAGUCGCUGCUUAUUCCUCCACGCCAAAGACACGGCUCAUCUGACGCGCAACCGACAGUCCGAAUCCCACAGCCGGAAUCGAGAGCAGUUUUGGUUGUACGCGAAGUUGUUCGUGAUGAUGGGAUUGAGCUGGGUCACCGAGGUCAUCGGUUUCUUCGUCAGAGAACCGAAGGAGCUUUUCCUCUUCACGGACGCCGUCAACAGCCUUCAAGGACUCUUCAUCUUCCUCAUCGUCGCCUGCAAGCGAAAAAACCUCGAGGUCCUGAAAAAGCGGGCCGACCGAUUGUUGACCCGACGCAAGAACCUGGACGAGACCUCCACCUCGGGGAUCGGCAGCCUUGGGGAGGGCGACGUCCGUCCCGAGUGGAAGAGCGGAUGCGCGGGUGGGGGCGGGAUCUCGCGGUCGGAGAUGUCGGAAGUGUCGGAGGUCGACACCUCGUCGACGACUCUGUCGCGGACUUGCACGUUUCAAUUGUGAAAGGCGUCGGAGGGGUGGGGACGGUUUUUCAACGAUUUCGGAGCGAUUCCUCGAGUGCAUCCGUUUCGUCUCUUGAGACGCUCGGGCCCGGAGAGAUUCGAGCGUCGGAGGGCGGGAACCGAGGCUGAGGCCGGAUGCCGAAGAUUCCUUCGCAGGGUCCGAAAUUCUCGGGAUUCUCCCUUUUCGCAUGGGGGGG
This is a messenger RNA of Darwinula stevensoni, 2476 nucleotides long. The record is from the annotation of a GenBank genome assembly. Lineage: Eukaryota; Metazoa; Arthropoda; Ostracoda; Podocopida; Darwinulidae.